AAUGCUCAAGUGAAAUAUGGCACAUCGCCUUCGAACCUGCCAUACACUGCAACCGAUGAAGGUGUGAAGAAAUGGACGUCCGGCACGAGUGUACGAUAUUCGCACAAAGCGAUGAUGAGAAACCUACAGCCAUUGACUACUUACUAUUAUCAGAUUAGCACUCGACAGUUCUCGUUCAAAACAAUGGCAGAAAAUCCUCAAUCCUACAAGGCAUGCAUAUUUGGCGAUCUGGGCUACUGGCAUGGUAAUUCCACUGAAAGCUUGAUACGAAAUGGCCUUGCUGGAAAAUUCGAUUUUAUCGUUCAUCUCGGUGACAUAGCUUACGACUUACACACGAAUAAUGGUGAAACUGGCGACAACUUCAUGAAUCAGCUCGAACCGCUGCUGUCCAAGGUGCCUUACAUGGUAAUAGCCGGAAAUCAUGAAGAUGACGGAAAGAACUUUACUGAUUAUCAAGAGAGAUUCUGGAUCUUGACAGACGGGUUUAAGCGACAGCACAAGUUCGUAAAGACACAAAGACUAUUCGACUGCAACAUGCGACACGGCGAGCGACCAGCCGUGGCUCAUCACCUUCCAACCAUCGCCCUUCUACUGCAGCAACUCAACUCGCUGAGUGUCAAUCCAUUCGACAAAUCGGCUGCGAGUCAUGAGGCGUAUUCUCAC
Molecule: messenger RNA, 663 nt
Organism: Ostertagia ostertagi
Lineage: Eukaryota; Metazoa; Nematoda; Chromadorea; Rhabditida; Trichostrongylidae
Source: the annotation of a GenBank genome assembly